ACUAGCGUCAAAAAGACGACCGAAUCGAUUUAGUCUAUGGCUUCCGUGAUCCUUUAUUUUUAUUUUUUAUUAUUUAGGGGAAAAUGUAUCCCGUCCGUGAUCUGACCGAAGAUAUUGUCAAAACUUUGCAGAAAUCAAUCGAAAAGCUCAAAUGGCUGCACAUGUGGAGGGAAAGUCAUCAACCCGAUAAAGAUCUCCCGCCCUCUCUCUCUCUCUAAUUGUCUCUGUCUGGUCCUGCCAAUGGCUGCGUUGCCGGAGGAGCUGCUGCCGUACAGAAUACUGGCGGCGGCGGAGAGCGACACGGCCCCCGCCAGCUCCUCCUCCUCCGACCCCACGGAUGCAGUCAUCUUCGUCGGGAUAUGCCUGGUGCUGGGAAUCGCCUGCAGGCAGCUUCUCCGCGGCACUAGAGUCCCCUACACCGUCGCCCUCCUCAUUCUCGGCAUUGCUCUUGGAUCCAUAGAAUAUGGUACUCACCAUCAUCUGGGAAAAAUAGGGGAUGGUAUUCGUAUCUGGGCAGGAAUUAAUCCUGACCUACUACUGGCGGUUUUUCUUCCUGCUCUUCUCUUUGAGAGUUCAUUUGCAAUGGAAGUGCACCAAAUAAAGAGAUGUAUUGCACAAAUGAUCUUACUUGCAGGUCCUGGUGUAUUGAUUUCGACUCUCUGUCUAGGAACUGCUCUGAAGCUUACUUUCCCAUACAAGUGGAAUUGGAAAACCUCAUUAUUGCUUGGAGGACUUCUGAGUGCUACCGAUCCAGUGGCUGUUGUCGCUCUCUUGAAAGAGCUAGGUGCAAGCAAAAAGUUGAGUACGAUAAUUGAGGGGGAGUCCUUGAUGAAUGAUGGGACAGCAAUUGUGGUUUUUCAGUUAUUUGCCAAGAUGGUCCUCGGUGAGAGCUUCAAUUGGGAAGCCAUAUUAAAGUUCUUGGCACAAGUCUCGCUUGGGGCUGUAGGAUUUGGACUUGCUUUUGGAAUAGCAUCAGUCUUGUGGCUCGGUUUUAUUUUCAAUGACACAGUCAUAGAAAUUACUUUGACACUAGCUGUGAGCUAUAUUGCUUACUUCACUGCUCAAGAAGGGGCUGAUGUGUCUGGUGUUUUGACUGUGAUGACUUUAGGAAUGUUCUAUGCUGCAGUUGCAAAAACGGCCUUUAAGGGUGAAACUCAACAAAGCUUGCAUCACUUUUGGGAAAUGGUCGCUUACAUUGCUAAUACAUUGAUAUUCAUUCUGAGUGGAGUAGUUAUUGCUGAAGGUGUUCUCAGCCAUGGUGACGUCCUCACUCGGGGAUCUUCGUGGGCAUACCUCAUUCUUCUUUAUGUUCUCGUCCAAGCAUCUCGUCUCAUUGUUGUUUCAGUACUUUUUCCCUUGCUUCGCUACUUUGGCUAUGGUUUGGAUUGGAAAGAAGCAACAAUUCUAACAUGGUCGGGAUUGCGAGGGGCUGUUGCUUUGUCUCUCUCAUUAUCAGUCAAGCGCUCCAGCGACAGCUCAACGUCCCUCAGCUCUGACACAGGCACUCUGUUUGUCUUCUUCACCGGUGGAAUCGUCUUCUUGACACUGAUCAUAAAUGGCUCAACCACGCAGUUUGUUUUGCACCUUCUAAAUAUGGAUAAGCUAUCGGCAGCUAAGAGGCGAAUAUUGGAGUUCACAAAAUAUGAAAUGCUGAAUAAGGCCCUUGAGGCUUUUAGUGAUCUUGGAGAUGAUGAAGAACUUGGACCUGCUGACUGGCCAACAGUGAAAAGGUAUAUCACGAGCCUUAGUAAUUUGGAAGGAGAACGUGUGCAUCCUCACACUUCAGAUGAAACUGAUGGGAGUCUCGACCAUAUGAAUUUGAAAGACAUACGAAUACGAUUGUUAAAUGGUGUCCAAGCUGCUUACUGGGAAAUGCUUGAUGAAGGAAGAGUUGCACAAAGUACUGCAAACAUUUUGAUGCAGUCUGUGGAUGAAGCCAUUGACUUGGUCUCCCAUGAACCUUUAUGUGAUUGGAAAGGUUUAAAAGAUAAUGUUAAUUUCCCGAGUUAUUAUAAGUUCCUGCAAUCUGGCAUUUUCCCACGAAAAUUGGUGACAUAUUUCACUGUGGAGAGGUUGGAGACUGCAUGUACUAUCUGUGCUGCAUUUCUUCGUGCCCACAGAAUAGCACGCUCUCAGCUCAAUGACUUUAUAGGUGAUAGUGAUGUCGCCUCUAUAGUGAUCAAUGAAAGUGAGGCAGAAGGAGAAGAAGCAAGGAAAUUUCUGGAAGAUGUUCGUCUGACAUUCCCACAGGUUCUUCGUGUAGUUAAAACAAGGCAGGUUACUUAUUCAGUGCUAAACCACUUAAUCAGUUAUGUACAAAAUCUUGAGAAAGUUGGGAUACUAGAAGAAAAGGAAAUGAUUCAUCUUCAUGACGCUGUCCAGACUGACUUGAAGAAGCUACUAAGGAACCCCCCUUUAGUUAAGAUCCCCAAAAUAAGCGAUUUGAUUAGUAUACAUCCAUUGCUGGGGGCCCUUCCAUCUACUGUUCGUGAACCACUUGUAGGUUCCACCAAAGAGAUAAUGAAACCACGGGGUCUGACGCUUUACAAGGAAGGAUCCAAGCCAAGCGGUUUUUGGCUUAUUUCAAACGGAGUUGUCAAGUGGACGAGCAAGUGUAUAAGAAAUAAGCACUCUCUGCACCCGACCUUUACCCAUGGCAGUACUUUGGGCCUGUAUGAAGUGCUAAGUGGAAAGCCCUAUAUCUGUAACAUGGUCACUGAUUCUGUUGUACUGUGCUUCUUUAUUGAGAGCGAGAAGAUACUGUCAAUGCUUAAAUCAGAUCCAUCAGUGGAAGAUUUCCUGUGGCAGGAGAGUGCCAUUGUUCUUUCUAGACUCUUGCUCCCUCAGAUAUUCGAGAAGAUGUCUAUGCAAGAACUGAGAGCUCUUGUUGCGGAAAGAUCUACGAUGACCAUAUACCUCAGAGGAGAAACUAUUGAGACAACUCCACAUUGCAUUGGAUUCCUGUUAGAUGGAUUCAUCAAAGCCCAAGGAAUUCAGGAAGAACUUAUCACGUCACCAGCAGCUUUGUUGCCUUCUCAUUGCAAUUUCAGCUUCCGAAGCGCUGAAGCAUCAGGGGUUAGGACCGCGAGUUUCAUGCAUCAAGGAACAGCAUACUUAGUGGAAACUCGAGCAAGAGUCAUUGUCUUCGACGUUGCAGCAUUUGAAGCAGACAAUGUUCUCCAGAGAAGGUCUUCCUCGUUCAAACACCAGUCGGUUGAUCACCCUCUCAGAACCGUAAGCAGAGAGCACGGUGGUCUCAUGAGCUGGCCUGAGAAUUUCUACACGGCGAGGCAACAUAAACUGAAACACGAAGAAAGUAGGAACAAGCAAAUGAACUUGUCCGAGCGAGCAAUGCAGCUGAGCAUAUAUGGUAGCAUGGAGGAUGUGCGGUAUCGGGGCAGAAGCUUCAUCCGUAUCAAUCAGUCCAAGACUUCACACAGCUUGUCGUAUCCAAGUGUCCCAUCACAUCACGGUCGCACCCUUGUCUCUGUCAGGUCGGAAGGGUCUGCCACUGCAACUGCCACCUCCAGAACCAUGCCAAGUAGGACCAGCCUCGGCAUGAGGGAGUUUAGCCAGCAAGUCCUUCCUAGGCCCCAACCUCACAGUGCAGACAGGAGAGAGAUUUCCGCAGGCAAUGAUGAUUCGAGUGAUGAAUCAGGCGCCGAUGAGGUUAUAGUACGGAUUGAUUCACCCAGUCGACUCUCCUUCCGUCAGGCUUCUUGAAGUGGUCUGGUAUCCUGAACCCCGCUGGUUUAAAUUUUAUGAUCUGUUUUCUUUCGCGCUCUCAUUUAUGAUGUGCGCUUCUAUGAGUGUAAAAAUCAUCUGCAUUUUCUGCUGCUCUGCUUGUAUAAAAGAACUACCACCACAGAACCAUUGACGAAUCAAUAAGAAGAGAGCAUCGAGAAAAAUUCAAUGAAGCAUCGAUAACACUUGCAUUGCCAAAA
Molecule: messenger RNA, 3944 nt
Organism: Punica granatum (pomegranate)
Lineage: Eukaryota; Viridiplantae; Streptophyta; Magnoliopsida; Myrtales; Lythraceae
Source: RefSeq, a predicted model, not a curated record